AUGCUGACGGACAAGUUUCUCCGGCUGCAGUCAAUUUUCUUUCGCCUGCUGGGACUGGAAUUGUUGCAGGACCAGGACGUGAGUCAUCGAUAUCCCCGGCGAACCAUCUGCUGCAUCCUCUCGGUGGCCACCUUCCUGCCCCUGACCAUCGCCUUUGGCAUGCGGAACAUCCAAAACGUGGAGCAGCUGACCGACUCGCUCUGCUCAGUCCUUGUCGACUUGCUGGCCCUCAGCAAGAUCGGGUUUUUCCUUUGGCUGUACAAGGACUUUAGGUCCCUAAUACAGCGGUUCCACAUUGUCCUGCAGAGGGAAAAUCAGUACAGUGUGGGCGAAGUCAUCGUAUCGAAACAAAACCGACGGGAUCAGUUUAUCAGCGCCCUGUACAGCAACUGUUUUGUGGCGGCUGGUCUUUCCGCCUGUCUGAUGUCUCCUCUGUCCAUGUUGGCCAGCUACCAUCGAAAUGGUCAACUGCAGCCGGAUUUGCCCUUUCCCAGCGUAUAUCCCUGGGACAACUCUCAUUUCCUCACCUACUUGGUAUCCUAUUUGUGGAAUGUGUGUGCUGCUUUGGGCGUGACUCUGCCCACCGUUUGCGUGGAUACUCUAUUCUGCUCGCUGACCCACAAUCUCAGCGCUCUCUUCCAGAUUGCCCGCCACAAAAUGUUGCACUUCAAAGGCAGAAGUCCUGGAGAGACCCAUGAAAACCUGACGCAUGUCUUUCAAUUAUAUGAUGACUGUUUGGACCUGGGUCAAUCGUUAAAUGGCUACUUUAGGCCGUUGAUUUUCGCCCAGUUUGUGGCGGCCUCCUUGCACCUUUGUGUAUUGUGCUAUCAGCUAUCGGCCAAUCUAUUGCAGCCUGCACUGCUUUUCUACGCCGCUUUCACAGCAGCCAUUCUCGGUCAGGUUUCCAUCUACUGUUUCUGCGGAUCGAGCGUGAACACUGAGAGUCAGCGAUUUGGUCAGGCCAUCUACGAAAGCGACUGGAUUAAUCUUCUGCAGGAGGACGCCCAGCUUGUGAGGUCCUUAAAGAUCGCCAUGAUGCGGGCGAGCAGAGGAUGCCCCAUUGAUGGUUACUUCUUCGAGGCCAAUCGGCAGACACUUGUCAUGAUUGUGCGCAGUGCCAUUUCGUAUGUAACGCUGCUCAGAUCGCUGGCCUAG
This is a messenger RNA of Drosophila rhopaloa, 1155 nucleotides long. It is a transcript of the gene Or98b, whose product is annotated as putative odorant receptor 98b. Gene Ontology annotation, cellular component: plasma membrane. The record is from RefSeq and is a predicted model, not a curated record. Lineage: Eukaryota; Metazoa; Arthropoda; Insecta; Diptera; Drosophilidae. The transcript is spliced from 4 exons. Gene Ontology annotation, biological process: sensory perception of smell; detection of chemical stimulus involved in sensory perception of smell. Bases 1 to 1155 code for a protein of 384 amino acids. Gene Ontology annotation, molecular function: olfactory receptor activity; odorant binding.